AUGACCACUGUCUGUGUCCACUCCACUGACAGUGGACCCAAUGGAAUAAAGUGUAUCCACUACAUGGUGGCAAUGUCGGAAGUUCGGGUUAGGCCCAAGCACAGACUUGUGGCCGGAAGUGUGCACAGGAACGCCUUCACAUUGGAUUACGCGCAGUUUUACCUUAGACCGGUGCCAAUUAGUGGCCAACAGCAGCAACAAACGCAGCAGCAACACCAGCAGAUAGUGCAGCAGCAAUUGCUAGCCCAACAGCAGCAUCAACUGCAAAUCCAGCAACUGCAGCAACAACUGCUGCUGCAACAGAUCGAACGGGAGUUGCAGCAGCACCAGCAGCUUCUAUACAGCCAGCGACAGGCACAGUGUAGCUACCCUCCCGUGCGGCAGCGUUGGCUCUCCGGCAGCCACUACGACUACGCCGCACCGCAGCAACUUGUGCCGCAACUGCAACAAACGCAUCCGCAUCCGCAUCAGCAGCAGCAACAUCUGCAGCAUCUUCAGCAGCAACAAGAACAGCAGCAACAGCAGCAAUAUAGUUACUAUUUCAGUCGGGGAAGCACCAGCACCAGCUCCGGCCUGGGUCUGGGACUGGGCCUGGGCUUCGGUCUGGGCAGCGGCAACCUAGCCAGCUGGUACCAUCUGCCCUCCACGUCGGCGCACAUCUACAUCGGGACAACCAGCAGCGGCGGCGCAGGUACAACCCCGUACCCAUAUCCGUACCGCGGACUGGGAGCCUAUUCCGGCGGCGGCUAUCCUGCAGCGGCUUUGAUCAACUUUGAUGCCUCGCCCACUCCACUACUAGCAUCAGCUGGGACUUCGCCUGGCUAUCUGCCGCCGCUCCCUGUGCCGGCAGUCCUACCCCCGCCGCCCCCGGCGCCGAGCGUAGCCACCGACUACUACUUCAGCAGCCGGAGCACGCGCACGCUUCCACCGCAACCAACAGCGGCAACGGCGAUAGGAGCCACCACAGGAACAGCAGCAGCAGCAGCAGCAUCGGCAGCCAGACUAUCGCCGUUCCAAGAGUACACGGCUAACGCGGCGGAGGAGCUGCAAGCUGGCUAUCGCUACAAGGCCACGCCCCGAAGGCGCUACGACGCCUACGACAACUACGGCUACCUGCCGGGCUUUGCCAGCACAACCGAAGACGAGGAGGACCUACUCGACGAGUGCUUGCCGGCGGCCCUACUCUCCACGGACUGCGACAGUCUCGAGGAAGUGCGCUUUCUACAGCACCAGGCAGAGGAGGACGACGACGAGGACGACGAGGAGGUUGCCACACAGUUGGCACACAUACUUGACCUGCCCGAUUUUUUGCAUCCUUACGGCGGCGGCGCAGGCGGCAGCAGCAGGGGCAGCAUACACAGCCACAAGACGCCGCCGCAACACGAAUACCAGACGGAGCACGGCUCAGCCGCAGCCGGAGGGGGAGGGGGAGCUACUACAGGCGGAGGAGGGGGCGUGAGCGGCACGGAAGGAGGAGGCAGCAUCAGCGGUGGUGGCGUCGGUCAGUCGCAACGCGAGACGGUUGAGCAACGCUAUCACCAAUACCAGUACCAGCAGCAGCAUCACCACCAGCAGCAGCAAUUCCACCAUCAUCAUCAUCAGCAACAGCAACAACAGCAGCAGCAGCAGCAGUUCCAACAGACCCCGCAGCAAUCGCAGGGACAUCAGCAACAGGCGUACCACUCGUACCAAUAUCCAUCGCAGGACAGCUGCGAGGGCUUCAACCACUUCGCCAACGACACCAGCAGCUGUCUGGGCAACCAAAGAAUGAUGGUUAGCAAAUUGUGGAACAGCUGUUUCCCGGAGUUCACGCCGGACCAUGUCCAUCGGCACAACUUCUAUCUGUGCCAGUGGCAGCGGAACACGCAGGUGCGCAUUGUGUACCUGUUCUAUCGCUGGAUAACGGCCAUCACCUGUUUGGCGGCGCUGGUAUGCUCCCUGCUGGACAUAGGGCGCACCGAGGAGCACUUUGAGCAUCACUAUGCCAAGUGGUGGAUCUAUCUGACCCACUGGGGCCUGCUCUUCUGCACGGUGCAGGCCUGGCUGGCCGCCUGGAUAGUCACCCAGGGUAUGAUGGUGGAGCGCGAGGACUUUGAGAUCGUGCGCCAAGCCAAGAAGAGUCGUCUGCAUCACCUGUACUGGGUGCUCUACACCUGUGCCACUGUCUAUGCCUUCAUUGUCACCAUGUGCUAUUGGCUGCUGGUCCACAAUUCAGAAAUCCACAAAAUUGAUACUUUGAACAUUAUGGUGCAUGUGCUAAACUCGAUUAUAAUGCUCAUUGAUUUGGCCAUUGUUGGGCAUCCGAUUAAGAUGAGCCACGCCUAUUUUACCACGGGCAUUGGACUGGCGUAUGCCAUAUUCACUGGCAUCUAUUUCUUGGCCGGCGGCACAGACAGGAAAAAUCAAACUGCCAUCUAUCCUAUGAUGGACUGGACCAAGCCGGGCAAGGCCAUUAUUGUUACGGCCUGUGCCAUAAUCUUCACCUUCUUUGUCCACUUCUGCUGCUACCUACUGUACCGGGGCCGGGUCUGGCUGUUCACCAAGCUGUGCAUUCGGGGCCGCCACAAUCGGGACGGGGAGAUGGGCGAGGGUCUCAACGAUGACUCGGGCUCUCGCAUGGGCGGAGGAGGCGGCGGUGGCACUGUGGGCGGUACUGGAGGCGGGUUCAGUGGUUCGGUGGCGGCCGCUACUUCUGUGUGUGUUGGCGCCGGUGGCAGCAGCCAGGAUUAUGCCCACCAGCAGCAAUACCCCAUUCCGCAUACGGAGCAGCCGCGGGCCGGCAAUCAACAGCAGCAUCAGCAGCAGCAGCCGCCAGCCAACUACCAGGCUCCGCCUCAGUACUCUGGCUACCUGCAGCAGCCCGUGGUUGCUGGCGUCAAUGUGGGGGUGAUCAGUGCGGAGGGAGUGUAUCAACCGAUUGGCACAGAUUCCGGACGAACCAGUGGUGGGGGCGGAGGCGGUGUAGGUGUUGCCGUGGCCGAUGGUUCCGGGAAACACAAGUCUGCUUCUGGCUCUGGUUCGGGCUCGGGGUCGGGCUCGGCAUUGACGCGCACCGUAGCCCACUUAGAUGCGUCGCAGCGGGAGCAGUUCCUUAACCCCAACAAGAUCGUCGAGUAUAAGAUGUAA
Molecule: messenger RNA, 3126 nt
Organism: Drosophila persimilis
Lineage: Eukaryota; Metazoa; Arthropoda; Insecta; Diptera; Drosophilidae
Exons: 6
Coding region: 1-3126 (1041 amino acids)
Cellular component (GO): membrane
Source: RefSeq, a predicted model, not a curated record